AUGAAGACGACCAGGGGGAAAGGUUUGCAAGAACCUCACCGCUGCCCUCUUUCCUCUCUCCCUCUCGAUCUUUGCCGCAAAGAUGGUACCUUUGCUUUCGACUACAACCUAUUCUUCUCGUACUUCAAGGAGUUGGUAGGUAAAGAAGUGAUGGUGGAGUUGAACAACGAUCUCGCCAUCAGAGGAACCCUCGACUCCGUCGACCAAUACCUCAACAUCAAGUCGAUGGCGCCGUUUCUUUCUCUUCUCUUCACUUCUCAGGUGGAUGCGCAGCGUGCCCAGCCUGUCAUGGUCUCCAAGCCUCUUGAUGGUGUUGGUAUUGGUGGCAGAGUUCGUGGUGGAGCGUGCUCCAGGGCUUGCCCCUCGGCAUCGUCGAAUCCUCCUUUGAUUUGCGCACGGGAUAGCGGAGAGGCGGAGGAGAAGGACGUCCGAAGCCGGGAUAUGAUGCUGCGGAGUAAGUCUGUGCAUCGGAGGGCUAGAUCGCUAUCUCCGUUGAGAAAUCUACCCUUUCGCUGGCGGCCGCAUGGCGCGGCGGACGAGGAGAGGGGUGGAGAUGGGGAGAAGGCACCAGAUCGAAAGAAGAUCAAGUCAGAAGAAGCUCCCGCACCGCCCGUCUCGGCGUCCUCCCGCUCCUCCUCUUCUUCCUCGGCGUCCUCUUCGUCCUCCUCGGGGUGGAGCUCAAAGCGGUGGAUCUUUCUGAAAGAUUUCCUCCACCGGAAAAAGAGCGAAGGUAGUGGCCACGCAAAGGAGAAGUUCUGGCGCACCAUCUCUUUCUCGGCUCCAAAAGACAGUCCGAGACCCACGUCGCCGCCAGAACCCGAGACGACUCCACAGCCGGCGGAGUCCGCGGCGCGUCGAGAACAGAUGACCCAGCCGCGGCGGCAACAGAGGCCGGUCAAUGGGCUGGGGGCGAGGCGGUGGGCGACGGCGCCGUCAGCGCACGAGUGGCUCUACACUGCGAACCGGGCUCAGGCGGAGGAGAUGAACCAGCGAACCUUCCUCCCAUACCGGCAGGGCCUCCUGGGCUGCCUUUGGUUCGGCUCCAAGGGCUACGGCGCCAUCGACGGGUUCGCCCGCUCUCUCAACCACGUUCCGUGGAGGUAA
Messenger RNA from Zingiber officinale, 1104 nucleotides. RefSeq lists its product as uncharacterized. Lineage: Eukaryota; Viridiplantae; Streptophyta; Magnoliopsida; Zingiberales; Zingiberaceae. The record is from RefSeq and is a predicted model, not a curated record. The transcript has 4 exons. Bases 1 to 1104 code for a protein of 367 amino acids.